AUGGCUUGGAGGCAGUGGAGGAAGGACGACGACAAGCUCUUUGAGACUGCUCUUGUGCUUUUCCCCGAGAAUUUUCCGAAUAGGUUUCAGGCUAUCGCCGAUCAUCUCCAAAUACCGGUGGAGGAGGUGAUGUUCUACUACGACGCUUUGGUCCACGAUAUUGAGCUGAUCGAAUCGGAUUGUUUUCCUAUAGCCGAUUACCCGGUUUAUUGGGAGACGGGUCAGACGUCAUCCCAGUCCACAUACAUCGACAAGCAGAGAAAGAGGGGAGUUGCUUGGUCACAAGAGGAACGCAAGUUGUUUCUGGAAGGAUUAGACAAGAAAGGGAAAGGUGAUUGGAAAGGAAUAGCGAGGGACUAUGUGAAGACAAGGAGCGCAACACAAGUCGCAAGCCAUGCACAGAAGUAUUACUUGAGGCAGCAAAACGUGGGGAGUAAGGCAAAGAAACGUGUGAGCAUCCAUGACACAACUUCGGUAGAUGCUGACAAUUCAACCGUCCCUCGGUCCGAUUUCGGCUCUAUGACGACGAACCAGCCACAUUUCGGUCAGCAGAUGCCUAUAGAUGAUGACAAAUAUGAAGUUUUCGACUGA
Molecule: messenger RNA, 591 nt
Organism: Microthlaspi erraticum
Lineage: Eukaryota; Viridiplantae; Streptophyta; Magnoliopsida; Brassicales; Brassicaceae
Source: the annotation of a GenBank genome assembly